Molecule: messenger RNA, 640 nt
Organism: Sardina pilchardus (European sardine)
Lineage: Eukaryota; Metazoa; Chordata; Actinopteri; Clupeiformes; Clupeidae
Product: melanocortin-2 receptor accessory protein-like
Exons: 4
Coding region: 65-355 (96 amino acids)
Biological process (GO): protein localization to plasma membrane; regulation of adenylate cyclase-activating G protein-coupled receptor signaling pathway
Cellular component (GO): plasma membrane; endoplasmic reticulum
Molecular function (GO): type 5 melanocortin receptor binding; type 4 melanocortin receptor binding; signaling receptor regulator activity
Source: RefSeq, a predicted model, not a curated record
CAGUCUAAGGCACUCAUCGCAUCAUCUUGCAGAAACUAGACUUAAUAUUCAGAUAAGUGAGAACAUGACUAACUCAACCAACUCCAGCGAAUACAUAUGGACUUAUGAGUACUACUAUGACUACAUUGAUCCAAUUCCGGUAAAUGCAAGUACGCUGAAAUACAACAAAUACUCAAUUGUGAUAUUAAUGUGGAUCACUGUUGCAGCGUUCAUUGGGACAUUCUUCUUUGUAUUGUCAUACAUGUCCCGUUAUAACAAGCUACCCAGGGGUCACAAACAUUCCAGGAAGCGUAGCAUGUCUGACUGCAGGAGAAGCCACAGCACACUUUCAUCCAGAUCCCUUGUUGUCUUGUAGACGACUUGGCCUCUGAGCAAAUUCUGAUGGCACAUGACACUGAAGUACCACCAAAUUCUCUGACAAACAUGUGACAACAUGCAGAGAACUGGGUUGUGGGAGCAGAAGGCGGCACACAACUGAGGCAUAUCAGAUCCAUGCAGUCAAGAGGAAAUCCAGAGACCAUCCCCAGUCCAGCCCUCUCCAGAGGCGAUGAUACCGGACGAUGGUCAGCCCUCGCCAUACCAUGGAGGUAUAUCAGCUCUGACAAACGUCAUCCUACGCUCUACAUACACCCCUUCCUGA